AUGCCCCGCCAUUCGCUCGAAGUCUUCGAUCGGCUCAUCGAGCGCGCCUUCGCGCCGCGCGAGAUGCCCAUCGUCUCCCCCGUCGCGGAGGAGCGCUCGCCCAGCCCGGAGCUCCCGCAGACGCCACUAGACAUGCCCGAUGAAGAGCUUGCAGAGCCGGAGGUGGAAGCGUCGCCCGCACAGCAAGACUCGUUGCACACAGUGUGGGAGGCGGUGCAGUCCGCGAAGGAGCGCGUGUUGGAAGGCUCGCCGUCGAAGGUGCCGUCGCUCGAGGGGGUGGUGCUGCCGCCUGCAAGUGCAUUGCCGAGGAAGAAGGUCGCGCGGAAGAGGUCGAGUGUAAGCUUCAAGGAGUCGCCAGACAGGAGGAAUAUGAUCGUGACGUUCGACAUGACUGGGGUGAAGAAGCCGGACAUGCAUGUCAGCUUCCGCACUACACGUUUGAUCGUGAGCUGGAAAGUGGAGAGGAUCAUGGAGAAGCGUGAAGGUGGCACAAUGAUGCGAGACCGAGAGGUGCGGAAGUACAGCCAUACGAUACCGCUCGCAGAUGGCACCAAGUUUGAGGAAGUGCGAGCGUCCAGGGAUGGGCCAAGGUUGAUGUUGACGAUUCCGAACACCAAGUGUUUACGAGCGGACACAGAGGUGGAGUACGCAGCCACACCAGCGGCGAAGGCUGAAGCUCCCAGCGAGCCGGCUGAGGAUGCAGGCGUGCCGAAUGAAGACGAAGAGGAUGAAGAGGAACCAACGAACCUACGAACGAUACCAGACUUCGAGACCGCGCUUUCUGGUGUAUCUGAAUACCAUUCCUGCGUAGCGACUGGAGUCGUAUAA
Molecule: messenger RNA, 828 nt
Organism: Trametes versicolor FP-101664 SS1
Lineage: Eukaryota; Fungi; Basidiomycota; Agaricomycetes; Polyporales; Polyporaceae
Exons: 5
Coding region: 1-828 (275 amino acids)
Source: RefSeq, a predicted model, not a curated record